ACGCUGCACUUAACGCAAAUUGGUACCGUUAACGCAGUGGGCGCGUCAACCAUUCGCAUGGUCCGCAAUCGCAACCGUGUGGUCAUUCUGACAUCCAGUAGUUUGGUCUGUACUGUUCCGGGCCUGGGCUGUAAUAUUCCAUCAGCAACAAUAGUUAACCAGGACGACAGCCUGACGCACUGUGACAGUUUGGAUUUCGGGAUUUCCACGUCAGUUGCCGGCUGGCCGUCCGGAACGCACAUCUACAUUGUCCAUGCUGUGCAGGAUGUGGUCGAUGCAAGGGUCAGUCACCUGGUUCUGUUUCGGAUGGAACUGCCAGUCGGCGCCAGCCGUUGUCGAAUUGAAAAACUGCAGACAGUGAAGCUACCAAUCAAACUUUGUGAUGUCAACUCCAUGAAAUUAUUCCGUACAUUACGUCAGUACUUCCUGUUGAUUGCCAGCAAUGAUUGCGCUGGGACAGAUCACUCAGGAGAUGCCGGCACACGUGAUCUUGCUGCAAUCCAGUGGAACCCUGUCACUGGAUUCCUUGAAGGGCAAUCCAUGAAAUACCUCAGUGGAACAGAACAUGUGAAUCGAUUGACCUCCUUGUCAGCAUCCAUCUUGCUGCUGGACAGACCUAGCGGAUAUGUAAGCACUCUCCAUUGUCUAACAUCGGAGAUGCCGGGUUUUUAUGACGUAUCGCGUGGGCGAUACAUCCACACGGAUUCCCGAAGUACCACGUUAGAAACCUUAGCGGCAAUGCCGGUCACAACAGGCAUAAAACACCUCACCGUUCUUAACACGAACGACGGAUCGAUUUUCCUGGCGAAAACACUACAUGCCAAAAGCGGCGAACGCAAAGUUGAAGUGGAUCAGCUGUUUUAUCCUAUUGAGACCCUCCGGGAUUACGGAGCUUCCCGCGCUAUCAUGACCAGUCUCAACACAUCAGAUUUGAUGGGUGGCACUCCGUUUCUCCGGGAACCACGAUCAUUCUACGCCGGGUCGCCAAGAGCUUUCGAAUUCUCCGCUGUUGCCAGGAGCACGCCAUCAGCCGCCACGUGGGAGCAACCGUUUACAACAAAUUUUCCUGGAACCCCGUUUGAAAUGCAACUCAUGACUGCCCAGCUGCCAACGACUAUGCAAUCUCAGUCACGUAAACUUCAUCUGGACAUGGUAAUGACAAAGGACAGCUUGCGUGCUGCCAAUAUUUCUACGGGAAUCCUUCAGAGUUACUCACGCGACCCGUUUGAAUUUACUCCUACUGAAAUACAUCCAGUUGAUGCUGGUACAGAAGACGAAUUUCGUGUUGUAAGAAAACAUUUGUCGACUCCGGUACCUGACGAGCUGAGGGAUAUCGACUAUUUCGACAACAAAAAAUUCCGGCCACAUCGAAACGAGAUGACAGCAGGUUCGAAUCCGCAGCCGACAACAGCAGGAGUCCCCAGCGAAUUUACCCACAAGGGCUACCAAAUGUCAGAACAAGGUGUGAAUGCCGGUUACCAGUUGGUUGGUAAUUCAUCGCGAAUAACCAACUACAAUCAGCUUUCUCCGCACCUGAGCUUCAGAAGAACCGAUGAGCACCGCCCACCUCAUGGAGCUGCUCCUCAAGCGCCCAUUCAGCCAAAUCAUGCCGAGUACACCUACGACUACGAAGACGAUUUUGCCGAUCCCAUGGAUCUUACCAACACAUUGUCAUCCCCAGAAACCUUUUUUGCAGACCGCAUAAACGCCCUCUCAAAUGCACAAACCGUUCAGAAAGGGGUCUCUCCUCCUCUGCAGUCACAUUCUCAAGUCCCGCCACAACCUGAUCCUCACAGUCAGCAUAAGAACGAGACCAAGACAUGGCUACCACCACAGCACCAUCUGAUCCGUAACGGACAUCGCAAGAACGCCACUUCUUAUUCGCCUCGUAAUCACAACAAAACAUCGGACUGCCAAGAUCUAAAGCUAGCAGUGCACGACCAUAGCGAGUAUGACGAUCCCGAGGACGCGGAGUUAAUGGCUAAUAGCACACCCACGGCGACUGCCCAGCAAAGAUUGUUUCACACGGACAACUUGCUUGAGGACAUUACUGUUUUUGACGAAAUGCCCCGAUUGCGACACAACCAAACGCUAGCCGAAGAUGAACUGCCCGAGAGAAACGUACAGGAUUUGCCGGUUACUUAUGACAGAGGCGUAAGGUACAGCAAUACCUCCACUGGGAUGAGCCGUAUACUGCACAACGAAAACUUUUCCGGUGAUAGCAGAAUGAAAUACAACGAAACCUUAGCAGAAACCCAGUAUCUGGAUAAUCUGCCCAAUUUAACAUUAAUCCUUUCGCGGCCGGAUCUCUCGCGUUAUGCAAGAUUGGAUGCUAUGCAGACAAAUGACACGCGUCUACGAUACAACGCAAGUUUUUCUGGGAUGAAUCGUGUGCAACACAACGAAACCUUGUUAGGAGGUAACAGAAUGAAGUACGACGAAAGCUUACUCCAAUCACAGUAUUUGGAAAAUCUGCCCAAUUUAACCUUGACCUUUCCGCGUUCAAAACUCUUAAAUUAUUCAAAACAAAAUGAUGCACGGAUUAACGACACGCGUCUACAAUAUGACACAAGUUUUACCGGGAUGAAUCGUGUGCGACAUAACGACACCUUUCUGGGAGAUGACAGAAUGAAGUACAAUGAAAGCCUAAUCCAGUCACAGUAUUUGGAAAUGGUUCCGAAUUAUACGUUGACCUUUCCUCGACCGACUCCUUCCAGUUACAAGGACCCAUUGCAAAUGCAGACUUACGAUGCACGUGUAGAUUAUAAGGAGAGUUCCAAUGAAAUGGAUCGUCUGUUGCACAACGAAACCUUUUCAGGCCAAACCAGAUUAAAGUACAACGAAAGCCUAAUUCAGCCGGACUACUUUGAUAUUAUGCCAAAUCUGACGGUGACCCUCCCGCGAACAAAUUUCUUCAGCCAUCAAAGCCCACUGCUAACAUUGAGUCUUUGGCAGGCUAAUUAUGGUAAUGAAGGCACGAACAACGAUGAUUCCCUCGUAGCACGGCGAUCCGAGUUUCCGAAAACUGAUACUGCGAGGAUGCGACACAAUGCAAGUUAUCCCGAGCAUGAGCACCCUGUCGUAGCACUCCGAUCAGAGACGCCAAACUUGAAUCCCAGCGAAGCGGUCGUCAUAAAUGAAAGACAUCUUGUAAACCGCAACCGGGUAAAAUAUAACGACACUCUACUUCAGGAAGAAUAUGAAGAAGUGAAUAUUCUGCAAAACAUGACCUUUCCGUUCCUAAAUCGCUCAAGUGCCGGCGGAGAGCAGCCGCAAACAGAAUAUACUUCUUCCCAAAAUAAUACAGCGGAUACUGAUGAGGACGUUGUUAACGAAGAUUAUCAGUAUAUUUCCGCGCCGACGGUAUCAGGCAACGAAACGAGAGACACCGAAGACGAAGAACUGGCGCCUUCUUUUGGGAUCGAAACUCUACAGAAAAGAAAUCUUAGUAUGAAUCAUGAAGAUUAUCAUGAAGUGUUAGGACCUCAUACCACACGUCAGCGAAUCGAGAAUGUCCAACCAAAUCCUUACCGCAAUGAUGACACCGUAACGGGAAAGCCUCUCAAUCGAACGUUUUCUGCUGGUCGGCUUCUUUUUAAUUCAACCGGUGGAUUAGUGGUAAAUGAAACUAGCUUGACCGUACCUGGCAUGGACUACAGAUUCCUUAAUAACACAGCUGUCCAAACUUUAACCAACUCGACGAUACAUAUGCCAGAUGGCAGGCUUCCAAGAUUACGGUACAACGACAGCUUGUCAACAGCUACAGAUGACCAAGAAGGUCAUCCUGCAGCCGCGCCAAAGUUUAACAGGACAAAUGGAAUAACAAACAGGGAACCAAUAGUCACAGACCCGCAGCGGCUGCACUACACAGAUACUGCUGUGGCGCUAGACCAAACAGAGCACAGCGCACCAUUCCCAAGUCUGGCUUACACAUCCGUUAAUCGAGGUCAGUUGUCAGUUGGAGCGCCCAGUUCUUCGGUUUUCCAGGACAAUAAAGCUUCUACUCGAUUUGUCAAUGGAAGUGGAAAACUUUUGCCACGAAACGAAAUCAACUUGGAAACACAGGCGGUUAAAGUGGAUAGUUCGUCAGUCGGUGUGCCUCCUUUUCUACAUAGACAUUCGUCGAUUCGAAUGGGCCAAAGCACCGGUAACAGUGUGUAUCAAGCCAGGAGGAACACCAGCUUCCUUGGAAUUAAUCCUGAUGGCCGCGCUGGCCCGAGACUUUUUCGACCGCCAGUUUUACAGACAGGUUACAGGCGAAUAAAAGGAAACGUUUCGGUGUCUCCAAAUACUAACAAGCGAAAACUGCAGCCAACAGCUUUAUCUGGCAACGUGACCUCGGCAAAAGUUAAAAUGGGCAGAAGGAAAACCGUGUUCCAUGGAACGCGAGACCGGAAUACUACGACACGCCUCCGGACAACGCCUCCCGCUCCCACCAUAUUGCCUCCUCUUAACUAUACCGUGAAAUCCAAGGUUCUGCCCAAGCCAAAGAGUCGCAACAAAAAUAUCUCGGACGCUCAGUCAACAGUCGUAUCAGAAACUGUCCAAGAAGUGCUUGUAAAAAGCUCAGGAGACAACGAUGUAGAAGUGGCAGUCGAAGUGGAAACAUCGGAGAGCUUCCAUAAUGUGUCAUCUUCUAAAAACGACUCAUCGCCUGCCAAAGUAAACUCCACCAUGAUAACACCAGUUAACCUGACGCUCGCCAAAUACUGCGCGGACAAACUACACAUAGAAGAAGAGGACAUCUCGAGGGCGGUCGCAUGUGGUGGAAAUACAACACGAAUCGGGGUGAAAAUCGACGUUGAAGGCGGCAGUGGGACGUAUCGGUUCGAAAUUUUUCAUGCCGGUUCAAGCGAUGAUAACAACGCCAGGACUAAAUUCAAGAUCCAUGAAGCCAAGGGAAUAUUGUACGCUCGUGUUCCCGUUAAGCGAAAUAUUCCCCCAAAGGACAAGCGGUACAUCCGCUCGGGACAUGCUUAUCGUAUCCCACUGCUUGUUAAGGAUGAUGUUUGUAAAGAAUCCUUUGAGACCAUCGUCACCGUUGUGUUGAAAUGCAGUUAAACAAAGCAGUAAAGUAACGUGUUGUUUUUACUAAAAUUUGUUGGGAACAUGGGUUGUCUUGUUGGUUUUUGUAC
Molecule: messenger RNA, 5135 nt
Organism: Paramacrobiotus metropolitanus
Lineage: Eukaryota; Metazoa; Tardigrada; Eutardigrada; Parachela; Macrobiotidae
Exons: 13
Coding region: 58-5061 (1667 amino acids)
Source: RefSeq, a predicted model, not a curated record